Naegleria gruberi is the source of this 2019-nucleotide messenger RNA. RefSeq names its product WD40 repeat domain-containing protein. Gene Ontology annotation, biological process: regulation of phragmoplast microtubule organization; regulation of microtubule nucleation; regulation of mitotic spindle organization. Lineage: Eukaryota; Heterolobosea; Eutetramitea; Acrasida; Naegleriidae. The record is from RefSeq and is a predicted model, not a curated record. Gene Ontology annotation, cellular component: kinetochore microtubule. Bases 1 to 1992 code for a protein of 663 amino acids. Gene Ontology annotation, molecular function: gamma-tubulin complex binding; protein binding. The transcript is spliced from 3 exons.
AUGAAUCCAAAACAAUACCCUUCAUCUUCAACUUUUGCACCAAUAGGUUCCAGAAGUGUUGCUUCUAACAGUAAUAGGACAAAUGCAAAGACAUCUUCAUCAUCAGAUGCGAACACAACAUCUGCCACAACAUUGUACAAAUUGGCCAUAGUGGGAUCCGAACAAAUAUCGAUAUUAGAAUUGAAUACAUUGGAUGGAAAAUUGAGUCCUUAUAAUUCGUUAAAUUUCCCAAACCGAACAAUUAAUGACACCAAAUGGAAUCACAAUAAUAAGGUACUCAUUUCGUGUAGUGAUGAUGGAAGUGUAAUUAUGGGAACACCUGAAGGUGAAAUAUUUGGAAAAUUAAAUAUUGAAGAACAAGUACAAUCAAUUUCUAUAGGAGAAUCAUCUCUCAAACUUUGUUCGGGAGGCAGCUCAUGUAUCGUAAAAAUUUGGGAUCUGAAAAAGAAGGAAGUCAUCAAUACAUUUAAGGGACAUAAGGAAAUUAUCACGUGUGUCACAUUCAGCGAGGGUGAUCAACAUGUUGCGAGUGGUGAUGCCAGUGGUACAAUUCUGAUUCAUAAUAUUGUAUCGAAUACUCUCUCAUGCACCCUUUCGAAUACACAACAAUCAAUCAAAUUUUUGGAAUAUUCACCUUUUUACAAAACCCUAUUGGCAAGUGCCAGUGAUGAUGGAAGUGUAACAAUAUGGGAUACCAUCUCUGGAAAGCCAUAUUGCUCAUUUCCUAAUCAACAUCAAGCUCCAUGUGUAGCAGUACAUUUUUCAAAGCAAAAUGUUGCUCUCCUUGCUUCAGCAGGAUUGGAUAAGAACAUUUACUUUUAUGAUAUUAAGGAAAAAAAGAUUGUGGAAAAUAUUCGAGUUUCUCAACCAAUAUCUUCAUUUUCAUACUUGGAUAAUGGAUCAAUAAUGGCUGUAGGAACAUCUAAUGGAAGUGUUUUCCUUUAUGAUUUGAAAAAAUCAACAACGAGUCCAAUUACUGAACUUACUGUCGAUAUGGGAUAUAUUAGAACACUAACCUUUCAAUCUAAAUCUAAGAAAUCCACUGCUAAACAGCAGACAGCUCAAUCUGAAGUACAAAGACCACGAGAAUCCCCAACCAUUGAAUCCUAUUCAUCUCUCAAAAAGCCAUCAACCCCUCCUUCCAUUCCUCAAGAAAGACAAGUUAAACCACCUACACUUAACAUAGACAGAAAUCAUGGUAUGGAUGUUUUCUCUCCUGUUAAAACAGGUAAAAGUAUUGAGAUUGGAUCUACACAAUUUCCAACACUGGAGGACAUCAAAAAACAAGCUCAAAUGGAACACUUGAGUUCCAAAAUUAACACAAAACUCUCCCUGGAAAACCCUUUUAAACCAACCACUUUCAAAAGUCUUGAUCUGAAUAGCAGUCAGAUGUUAGAAAAUUCUACAAAUAAUCGAUUAUCCAUAUACAAAUCCCUAAAACCAACUCAGGAUGAUAGGUCUGUAUUUUCUCCCUCAGGACCAACCAAAAAGCCUAAAUUUAACUCUCCCACUGUCGAUGACACCAAUAAUGAGAAUAUUCUCCCACCCUCUAACUAUCAUCCCCAAACUCCUCCCUCACUCGAAAAUGUUGAUGAGUUAUCUUUUGAAGACAAUCAAAAACACAAUGAAAUGAUCGAUGACGAAUCCCUUCCAUCCUCAAUAAUAGCAACUAGUUCAUCACCACAUCUAUCUAGACAACAGCAACAACAGAAACAAACUCUCUCGACUGGGUCCCCAGUUGUGUCAAAUAGUAUUUCUGAGGAAAGAAUGAAAGAUGUGAUGAAGGAUGUACUUCAAGAAUCCAUUUUCAAUCUUCAGAGUUCAAUUCACCAAGAUCUCACCAACAUUCAUGUAGAUGUUUUACGUCAAUUCUGUAUUCAACAAGAGCAGACAUUCUCUCUAAUUGAACAACUUUCAAAACAAGUAGAAAAUUUAACCGAGGAAGUGAGAUCAUUAAGAGAAGAAAAUAAGCAACUCAAAAACCUAUUCUAAUUUCAAUAAGGUAUGAAAUUGAAAAUU